CGUGUCUCUACAGACUCCAUCCUUCUAGGCUGUCAGUCAACUUGCCAAGAAUUCGCAGUGGGUCGCCUCAUUCCUUCGGUCAGGGGCAGCGGGUCUGGCGGCAUUCGUUGGCCACCCCGCGAUUUUGAACUCCACACCGGCAGAUCUACAGCCAGCAGCAAGCCAGAAGCAUAAAAGGGCAGCAGAGGCCCAACCUACUUGAUUCUUCAACUGUUCACGGGAUCUCUCUGCAAGAUGCUGUCGAAACAACUCAAGCCUACAGCCCAGCGUGCUUUGCGUCAAUUCAGCACAACCCGUGCGGCCAAUCUCAAGGUUCUCGCCGUAUACUACAAAGGCGGAUCGCAUGCAAAGGAACAGCCCAAAUUGCUGGGUACCAUUGAGAAUCAGCUUGGCAUUCGCAAAUGGCUAGAGGAUAAAGGUCACACUUAUGUCGUCACGGACGACAAGGAUGGUCCUGGCAGCAAGUUUGAAAAGGAACUGCAUGAUGCUGAUAUUGUCAUCUCGCAACCUUUCCAUCCAGCUUACAUGACUCGUGAGCGUUUCCAAAAGGCCAAGAACUUGAAGGUUUGCAUCACGGCUGGAAUCGGCUCUGACCACGUUGACCUCAACGCUGCCAACGACCACAAAGUUGGUGUCUAUGAAGUGACUGGCUCCAAUGUCGUCUCUGUCGCUGAACAUGUCAUGAUGACCAUCUUGGCGCUUGUCCGCAACUACAACCCUGCACAUGAGCAGAUUCUCGCAGGUGACUGGAAUGUGGCUGCUGUGGCCAAGCACUCGUACGAUUUGGAGAACAAGGUCGUCGCUACUGUGGGUGUUGGUCGUAUUGGAGAGCGUGUGCUUCGUCGUCUGAAGCCAUUUGACUGUAAAGAGUUGCUCUACUACGACUAUGCUCAAUUGGACCCAAAGAUUGAGAAGGAGAUUGGUUGCCGUCGUGUUGAGUCGCUUGAGGAGAUGGUUGCUCAGGCAGAUGUGGUCACCAUCAAUUGCCCACUUCAUGAAGGCACCAAGGGUCUAUUCAACAAGGACCUCAUCUCCAAGAUGAAGAAGGGCGCGUACCUCGUCAACACUGCACGCGGUGCGAUCUGUGUUGCUGAGGAUGUUGCCGAUGCAGUCAAAUCUGGUCACCUGGGUGGCUACGGUGGAGAUGUUUGGCCAAGGCAGCCAGCACCCAAGGAUCACCCUUGGCGCUCCAUGUUUAUCAACGGCGAGAAGGAGCGUGGUGGCAAUGCCAUGACCCCUCAUAUCUCUGGUACAUCCCUUGAUGCACAGGCUCGCUACGCAAAGGGCACCAAGGAUAUCUUGGAGAACUUCUUCAAUGGCUCUGCACAGCGUCCCUCGGACAUCAUCGUGGAGAAUGGCAAGUAUGCUAGCAAGGCGUACGGCGAGCGAGAGAAGUUGAAGGAGAAGGAGAAGGACUUCCAGGCCUAUGCCGAGCGAAGCAACAUCUCGUAGCUGUAGACGUCCUUAAGUAAAUGAAACAUGACCCAUGCGUUCCAUCUG
This is a messenger RNA of Protomyces lactucae-debilis, 1500 nucleotides long. RefSeq names its product D-isomer specific 2-hydroxyacid dehydrogenase. Bases 235 to 1452 code for a protein of 405 amino acids. The transcript is spliced from 2 exons. Lineage: Eukaryota; Fungi; Ascomycota; Taphrinomycetes; Taphrinales; Protomycetaceae. Gene Ontology annotation, molecular function: formate dehydrogenase (NAD+) activity; NAD binding; oxidoreductase activity, acting on the CH-OH group of donors, NAD or NADP as acceptor. Gene Ontology annotation, cellular component: cytosol. The record is from RefSeq and is a predicted model, not a curated record.